Schistosoma rodhaini is the source of this 1133-nucleotide messenger RNA. Lineage: Eukaryota; Metazoa; Platyhelminthes; Trematoda; Strigeidida; Schistosomatidae. The record is from the annotation of a GenBank genome assembly.
CUCUGUUUCUCUGCUUCACAAAAGUUUUAUUUAUAGAAGCAUCUAACAUGCGAUUUGCAUUUUAAUCUAGGGAAUUAAUGUCUUCUGAAGUUAUUAAUUUUUCUCCGGUCUCCAACAAAUUUACUGUUGCUCUGUGCGUACUGAAUCAGUGGGCGCUUGACUUUAGUGGAAAUACCAGACGUGUGAUUGAAAGUGUUAAAACUGCUAAACGUUUGGGAGCUAAGUAUAGAGUUGGCCCAGAAUUAGAGAUCUCAAGUUACGGAUGUGAAGAUCAUUUUCAUGAACUGGAUACUUAUACUCAUUCAUGGCAAUGCAUUACAAAAAUAUUGAAUGAAAUAAAUGAAAAUGUUGAAAUGCAAGAUAUUGUUUGUGAUAUUGGAAUGCCAGUUUUACUAGGAGGUGUGGCUUAUAACUGCAGAAUUCUUUUGUUAAAUGGGACUGUUCUACUGAUACGACCGAAAUUAGUCCUCGCAGAUGAAGGUUUACACAGGGAAUCUCGUUGGUUUACGCCUUGGCCUCAUCACCAGAGAAUCAUUGAUUUUGAGUUACCCGAAAUAGUCCGAAAAGUAACCAAGAAUUCUCAGUCAGUAGCAGCUUUCGGUGAUGCUAUUUUACGAUUUUCGGGAAAUGGCUAUUCUGAAUAUGUACAGAUAGGCUUGGAAACAUGUGAAGAGCUUUGGACGGGGACACCACCUCAUAUUGCUAUGUAUGCAGCUGGUGUAGAUGCUGUGCUCAAUUCAAGUGCCAGUCACCAUGAACUGAGAAAACUAAAUAGAAGAAUAGAGCUAGUGAAGUCUGCCAGUACGGCAAAUGGUGGUGGGUUCUAUGCGUAUACAAAUCUUAGAGGGUGCGAUUCUGGGAGAGCUUGUUACGACGGUUGUGCAUUAGCUGCAGUCUCCGGUCAGGUAAUUUUUCUGAGCCCACAGUUUGGAUUUGGAGAUGUCUCUGUUGAAACUGUCACUGUUUGUCUGAAUUCACUGAGAUCAAGGCGAAUCGCCAGUCGUUGUUUUGGACGUGCGGCUGCAGCUAGUGCAGCUGCAAAAUCCGAUGCAUUUGGUAUUACACACAGUUGUUAUCCAGUUGUUAAGGUACGAUUUCUUUUCGUUAUGCUAAAUAUUAUUUUUAUCGUUUAA